This is a messenger RNA of Chaetomium fimeti, 1696 nucleotides long. RefSeq lists its product as uncharacterized. Gene Ontology annotation, molecular function: rRNA (uridine-N3-)-methyltransferase activity. The record is from RefSeq and is a predicted model, not a curated record. The transcript has a single exon. Lineage: Eukaryota; Fungi; Ascomycota; Sordariomycetes; Sordariales; Chaetomiaceae. The coding region runs from base 186 to 1388 and encodes 400 amino acids. Gene Ontology annotation, biological process: rRNA base methylation.
GCCAAUUUCCGAAUUUCCGGCCGCCCGGAGCUGACCUUGGCCAUCCCGAACCGAUCCCGACCACUGCGAACACUUCGGCCGCCACCCGAGCCGAGUCCUCCGACCUCGCUGCCGGCCCAAUUUUUAAUUUUAUUUGUCGACGGCAUCAUCAUCAUCUUCGAUCAGUUAACUGACUACCCUGCCCCAUGGCCAAAGGCCGCGGCCUGCUGCAGAACGCCGUCAAGGCUGUUAAGCAGCAGAAAAAGACAGGAAAAUCAGAAAAGACAGCAAAGACGGUACCCGGGUCAAAGCCGGCGCCCGCAUCGAAGAAGCCGGGAACAAGACCCGGGCCUGGGUCUUCUGGACCUCCAGCAGCAAAGAGGCAGAAGUCGGGCAACACCACUACUACCACCACCGGUGCUAACAAAACCGGCAAUGGGCCCCAGCAACAGAACCAGAAACCCACCAUCCCGUUCUCCCCCUCCGAUUCCAUCCUCCUCAUCGGCGAGGGCGACCUCUCGUUCGCCGCCUCCCUCAUAACCCACCACCGCUGCACCAACGUCACCGCCACCGUCCUCGAAAAAGACCUCGCCGAGCUCUCCACCAAAUACCCCCACGUCCCAGCCAACAUCUCCGUGAUCGAAGACCCCUCCCAACCAAACUGCCGCCUCCUCUACGGCAUCGACGCCCGCAAGCUCCCCGCCUUCACCACCAAACCCUCCACCAAACCCACCAAACCCCACCCCCACUCCCCACACAACACAACAACCACAACCCCCGUCGGGACAAUGAAGCGCAUCAUCUUCAACUUCCCGCACACCGGCGGCAAGUCCACCGACGUCAACCGCCAGGUCCGCCACAACCAAGAGCUGCUCGUCGACUUCUUCCGCCGCGCCCAGCCCUCCCUGGCGCCCAAGGGAACCAUCAUCGUCACCCUCUUCGAGGGUGAGCCCUACACGCUGUGGAACAUCCGCGACCUCGCCCGCCACGCCGGCCUGCAGGUCGACCGCAGCUUUCGGUUCGUGGCGGGUGUCUACCCGGGGUAUGAGCACGCGCGUACGUUGGGGGUGGUGAAGAAUCGGAAGGGCGGGGUGGCGGUUGCUGCGUGGAGGGGCGGGGAGAGGAGGGCGAGGAGUUUUGUUUUUGUGAGGAGGGGGGAGGGGGUCGAGGUGGGGAAGCGGAAGAGGGGUGGGGAGAGUAGUGAUGAGGAGGAGGAGGAGGAGGAGGAUGGGGGUGAGGAGGGGGGUGAUUGGGAGGAGAGUGAUGGGGGAGAGGGUUGGGGAGAUGAUUUGGAGGAGGGAGAGGAAGAGGAGGAAGAGCCAGAGGAGGAAGGGGAGGGCAACAAUAGCAGCAAGAAUGGCCCCGAGUAUGAGCAGGAGGAUACGGAUUGUUCGACAGACGGGGACUGAGACGCGCUUCUUGUCCUGCUUUAGAGUCGUCGACACGGCAAAAGCUUCGUCGGGACGCCACACAUGCAAGAGGUAUCGCCGGCUCUGACUAUGAGGGAUACGGAUGCGCUGAGCUGGAUGUGAAGGUGUUGAUGAUCAUACAUCCUCUGCUCUGACACUUCAUCCAGCCCAAGCCCGGCUCGCGGUGCCGCUUCUAGUCACAGCAUCUUUACCACCAACGCCCUUAACUAACGCCCUGCCUGUUGGCUUUAGGAGCGCUGUCCGGUUCUCGUCACUGCCCGGGUUUGCUGCAACCAAAAAGACUGGGA